Molecule: messenger RNA, 573 nt
Organism: Chaetomium fimeti
Lineage: Eukaryota; Fungi; Ascomycota; Sordariomycetes; Sordariales; Chaetomiaceae
Exons: 3
Coding region: 1-573 (190 amino acids)
Source: RefSeq, a predicted model, not a curated record
AUGGGCCCAAGAUUGAUGAAUGCCAACACCGUGGAUUCACCUGUGCUCAGCUCGGGCACCUGCUUCCGCAACCGCUACGUCGAGAGCGGCGCCAGCACCCCCAUCGCCAGCCUGAGCCACGACCUGGCGGUGCUGCAGAACUCGGCCCAGGUCUUCCUACAGGGCCUGCACCCGCCCGCCGGGUCGGCCGCCACGCAGAAGCUGGCCAACGGCACGGCCACCGACCCGCCGCUGGCCGGUUACCAGUACAUCCCCUCCUCCUCGCCGCUGACCCCGGAGAUACUUCACCAACUCCAAACCCUCGCAGACCAGCACGAGUGGGGACUAGCCUACAACGCCUCCUUCCCGAUCCGCGCCGUCUCUAGUGCUAGUACCAGCACGACUUCGUCGGGUGGGGAUGGUGGUGAGGGUGGUGGUGGUGUGUCGAGGCCUGCGGCGGGCGUCAUUGGCGCGGUGGUGGUGCUGCUGCUCGAGGCGAUGGUCAUGGCGGUGGCUGGGCUGAGGGUGGCGAAGAAGAAGGGCCUGAGCGCCAAGGACUCGCAGGCGGAUGACGGAUCGACGUCGACGAGGUAA